This is a messenger RNA of Ananas comosus (pineapple), 1829 nucleotides long. RefSeq names its product acetyl-CoA acetyltransferase, cytosolic 1-like. Lineage: Eukaryota; Viridiplantae; Streptophyta; Magnoliopsida; Poales; Bromeliaceae. Gene Ontology annotation, biological process: fatty acid beta-oxidation. The coding region runs from base 232 to 1479 and encodes 415 amino acids. The transcript has 15 exons. Gene Ontology annotation, molecular function: acetyl-CoA C-acetyltransferase activity. The record is from RefSeq and is a predicted model, not a curated record.
UACUUACAAGUUUCCUCCGUCGCCGUGUUCUCCUCUACCUCUCCCUCUCUCUCUCUCUCUCUCUCUCUCUCUCUCUCUCUUUCUCUCGCCCGGAGCACGAAAGAGCAGAGCUAAAGUCGUCCAAAACCCUAGAAAUCGUACUGCAAAAUCUAAUUUUUCGAUUAAUUUUCGAGACUUCCAUCCAAAUUCCUUCCUAAGUAGGUGGUAAUCUGCAACAAUCGAAGAGUAAUUAUGGCGCCGACUGGAAUUUACGACGAUGUGAAGCCGAGAGAUGUGUGCAUUGUUGGUGUGGCACGUACGCCGGUUGGUAGCUUGCUUGGCUCGCUGUCAUCUUUGUCCGCCACUAAGUUAGGCUCCAUUGCUAUCAGAAGUGCUCUUAAAAGGGCGAAUGUCGAUCCAACUCUUGUGCAAGAAGUCUUUUUUGGGAAUGUUUUGAGUGCCAAUUUGGGUCAGGCUCCAGCUAGACAAGCCGCCUUGGGCGCUGGUAUACCAAAUACAGUUGUCUGCACCACCAUCAACAAAGUUUGCUCAUCUGGAAUGAAGGCUGUUAUGUUUGCGGCCCAAAGUAUCGAACUAGGGACCAAUGAUGUUGUUGUAGCUGGCGGAAUGGAAAGCAUGUCGAAUGCCCCUAAAUAUGUCGUAGAAGCAAGAAAAGGAUCUCGAUUUGGACAUGAUACUCUUGUUGAUGGAAUGCUUAAAGAUGGCCUUUGGGAUGUCUAUAAUGAUUUCCCGAUGGGAAUGUGCGCUGAAUUGUGUGCAGAUCAGUACUCCAUUACAAGAGAAGAGCAGGACUCUUACGCUAUACGAACCAAUGAACGUGGAAUAGCCGCUCGCAAUUCUGGUGCCUUCUCUUGGGAAAUUACUCCGGUUGAGAUUUAUGCUGGAAGAGGGAAACCACCAAUUGUUUUCGAUAAGGAUGAAGCUCUUGAAAAGUUUGAUCGUGUCAAACUCAAGACACUCCGACCGAGUUUUAAGCAGAAUGGUGGUUCCGUAACUGCUGGCAAUGCUUCUAGCAUAAGUGAUGGGGCUGCGGCACUAGUGAUUGUGAGCGGAAAGAAAGCCAAGGAAUUAGGGCUUCAAGUGAUUGCGAGGAUUAAGGGAUAUGCUGAUGCAGCUCAGGCACCCGAGCUAUUCACAACGGCGCCAGCACUUGCUAUACCAAAAGCUAUAUCAGAUGCCGGCUUGCACGCUUCUCAAAUAGAUUAUUACGAGAUCAACGAAGCUUUUUCCGUGGUGGCCUUAGCCAAUCAGAGGCUUCUUGGCAUUCCUUCUGAAAGGCUCAAUGUUAACGGUGGAGCCGUAUCGUUGGGGCAUCCGAUAGGUUGCAGCGGCGCCCGAAUCAUUGUUACUUUGUUAGGGGUUCUUAGACAUCGAAAUGGAAAGUUUGGAGUUGCCGGAGUUUGCAACGGCGGUGGGGGUGCUUCGGCUCUUGUUGUAGAGCUCAUGCCACAUGCGACGGUCCGACGUUCUUCGUUGUGAAUGGUGAUCUAAAAAGGAUGCGGCAAAAACGCAGAAGCAUACGAAAUAACAAAAGGAUAGCUGUAAAUGGAUGAUAAAUAAGUCGCGGGGGAUUGCCGACGAUUGCGAUGAGGCAAUUAAGAAGUGUUCAAUGAAAGGUAAGAAUGUUAUAUAUCCUAAACAAAAAUCCCUGUCUCUUUGUAAGCAUAUGGUUGUGUAACUCAAACCACUCAAAUUCUAGUAAUUAAACUUUAUUCAUUAUGAGCAAAUUUAUACCUGAUGAAGAGAGAUAGAUGUUGUAUACUACAAAAAGAUGAUGUUCUAUUUUUAACUGGAUGAUACCGCGAAAUAAUAUUGUUGAAAUAUCGACU